This is a messenger RNA of Motacilla alba alba, 4633 nucleotides long. It is a transcript of the gene CWH43, whose product is annotated as cell wall biogenesis 43 C-terminal homolog. The coding region runs from base 1732 to 3837 and encodes 701 amino acids. NCBI's taxonomy places the organism in Eukaryota, Metazoa, Chordata, Aves, Passeriformes, Motacillidae. The record is from RefSeq and is a predicted model, not a curated record. Gene Ontology annotation, biological process: GPI anchor biosynthetic process. The transcript is spliced from 16 exons. Gene Ontology annotation, cellular component: endoplasmic reticulum.
ACUAAGCACCUUGCAAGCAUUGACUUUUUAUUUAAGACAUUACACCUGAAAACUCUCUCCUCUUUUGCUCUGAUGCUCAUACAUAUAUCAGCCCUAUGGAGAGCACUAGAAUAUAACUUUGUGCCAUGUGAAGCCAAACUUAGUAGUUACUAAGAAUCUCCGAGAGAGUACCCAGAAUACAAUUGGUAAAUUUGUCAGGAUUUGCAUUUUUUUCAUUGCAUUAUGAGUUUAAUGGAAGCCACACAAGCAUAUCACAAUAUCACAGGUUCACAAUUCCAGUCAUGUCUUGUUUUACUGGAACUCCACCUCUGAACUGUGAAGCAAGAUACUGUAAUUACAAAAAAGGUUGCAACAUUUUUUGGAAUAUUUAUUGGCUGAAUACAUGCUGUGAGCCUCAUGCUGCCGCUACGCAGCUCCAAAAGCAGCCAUGUUCUGGGUUUAUUCUGGCCAAAGAUCUCAUCUUCCAUUUGCAUCACACCACAAGAUGAAACAGUGUCAUCACUCACAUAAUCCUGAUAUCCAGUGAUAAGUGAGCUUGGUGACUAUUCUGGUAUGUCUUUUCUUUAAUGAAGACAAAGAAAGAUGCCUUUAAUGACAUGGAAUUUGGACAAAACAGAGAAGCUCAUUAAAUCUAUGAGUCUUCCUUCCCUAGUGAGGAAGGAUUUUCCAUCAAAAUACUUUAAUUCUUCUGUAGACAUUUAAAACACAUUUCCAUUUUUAAAAUACAUUUUCAAAUAGCAGCGAGAAUUCAGCAGAGUUUUUGUAAUAGCCAUACCCUGUCAUACUGCAGGGUAAAUGAAUCACUUGACUUUGAGACUUCUAGGGCAAAAUUUACUUUAGUACCGUGUCCUCUCAAAUGUCUAGACCAGACUUUAUUGCUAAUAAUAGGUCAUAUAGAUGUUAGGUGUAUAUAGUUGUUCCUAUGGAUUUAGAGUUUCACAAACUGGGGAAAGAAAAUGUGCAUCAGAAGGUUUAUUUAGAAUGGGACAGACUUUUAAACACAAAGUAGAAGAUACAGAUGGCGGUUCUAUAGGAUGCUGUAUGAAGAUUAUUAAAAUUUAAGAUGAUGGUAUAUUCCAAUGGCAAAAGGACUUCUUCGCUCUUAGCUUAUAUUUAUAAUUUUACUUUUCAUGCCCUCCCCCAAAAAAAAUCAAAAAUUGAGAUUUUGCUUAUGUAAUCUUUUUGCCAGAACUUGGCAUCUGUGAUCAUGACUGGCUCGAUUUAACUCAUAAUUUCUUCUAAAAUUAUCAAAUGUAGUUACUCAGGAAUCUCAGCAGAUGAAAUGCUUCUUUUGGUGCUUUUUGUAGACAGCAUUGCUUUUCAGAAGUCCUCUCUGCUACAGAACGAGACACAUUUCACAAAGGUGAGCACAGUACUGAUUCGGACAUCCCCGAGCCCCGCGUAGUCAACCAUGUGUUCGUACAAGCUGCCGAGGGGGUUAGCUCCUCUUUUCCUCGCCAGCUCCUGCUAUGACAACCUUUUGCUUUUAUUUUCCUUGCUGCCGUGACUGCUCAGGGGACAAACUGCUGUCCCAUGAGUGGCGGGGCGAGAUGUCCCGGCCGCUGCGCAGAUCGCGGAGAGCGGGGUCCGGCCGCGCGGGCCGCCCGCCCCCGCCGGGACGCGGCUCCGUGAGGCGGGACGGGCGGCGGCGCCGCGCCCCGCCGGUCACUCGGCACUCGGCUCCCGCUGAGAGGGACGCGGUCCCCGCCGAGCCGGGCAGCGCCGGAGGCGAUGUUCCGCCUGUGGAAGGCCGUUCUUUCGGAGAGUGUCCUGGGCUACAUUUCUUGGUCUCUUUACCAUGCACUGCCACCAAUGAUCUACUACUUCCCUCUUCAGACACUGGCACUCACAGGCCUAGAAGUUUUUGCUGUUGCUUUCUUUUCCCCAGUAUUCUUGACAAUUGGCCCUUUUUGGAGGUUGGCUAACAAUGAGUAUGUCCUAGCCUUUCUGAGAUUGAUUAUGAUUGGAAGCUUAGCAUCAUACCAUGCACCAAAUGCUUCAAUUAGACUGCUCAUCUUGGCUGCUGGUGUUUCUUCUUCAUUGCUGGUUCAGACAGUAACAUGGUGGUCAGGAAACAGUUUGCAAAGGUUUGUCAGGAUAUGGGGCUUCAUGCUAGGCAAGAUAAUGCUCCUUGUUCUUCGUAUCUGGUACACAUCACUUAAUCCAGUCUGGAGCUCACAGGUUGCCAAUAGUGUUAUAUUGACAAUUGGUUUCAUAGCAGCAGUGGAGCGAAUUCAUUCAGGUGGAGACAAGAGGAAACAAGAAACAAACAAAACUGGUAAUGUGAUUAGAGAGACUGCUUCCCAUCCUCAUUGGUUUUUAUCAGGGAUUGCUUUUGGCAGCCUUAUGUUCCUCACUCUGUGGAUAUUUGGGGAGGUUUCGUUAAUUUCCAGAUGGGCAGUAAGUGGACAUCCACAUACAGGUCCAGAUCCUAAUCCAUAUGGAGGUACAGUUCUGUUGGGCCUUGCUCAUGGACUGAUGCUUUCAUUUUGGAGCUGGUCUUCUAUCAUGAGUUUUGCCUUGUUUCUUACAGGUUUGGCAUCUUCAGCUGGUCUCCUUUAUUUACAUACCUGGAGUGCUGCUGUUGCAGGCAACAUUCUUGGUAUCUUUACUAUGUGUGUGUGGCCUCAACUAGCUGGACGCUUUAUUAGCUGCCUGCAUCCUGGGAAAGCCAUGAGCACAGCCAUGUUUGCCUAUGUUCUUGAAUUGUUCUUCUGUGUAUGGUGUACAGCUUAUAAAUUUGUACCUGGAGGAGUUUACAUUAGAGAAAGCUCCCAUCUUCUUCUAGGUUUUAUAAUGUUAUGUAUUGGGGUAGACUUUCUAACAGGACCCAAGAAAGACCUUGGCUCUGUCUUUGAAGUGAAAAGCAAUCAAAAACCAUUCUUCAAAAGGAGUAAAAACUAUAUUAAACUACUGUUGUGGCUGUUUGUUGGUGUUGGUUUGCUUGGAUUGGGUUUACGUUACAGAACUUACCAGAAGAAGCUGGGCCAAGGGGUUCCAAAAAGAGAUUUCUCUGCUAUGAUCUGGCCUUUUAGAUUUGGAUAUGACAAUGAAGGAUGGUCUAAUUUGGAAGGAGCAGCUAAUUUGCUUAAUCAGACAGAAGCAGAUUUUAUCACUAUUAUAGAGAGUGAUGCCUCUAAACCAUUUAUUGGAAACCAUGAUCCAACCAUGUGGCUAGGAGAAAGACUGGGAUUUUAUACAGAUUUUGGUCCAAGCACAAGAGAUCACACCUGGGGGAUUAUGGCACUGUCCAGGUAUCCAAUUGUAAAAUCGACCCAUCACCUCCUUCCGUCUCCAGAGGGAGAGAUUGCACCUGCCAUCUCCCUGACUGUCAACUUCACAGGGAAGCUGGUUGAUUUUGUUGUUGCUCACUUCGGAAAUGAAGAAGAGGACUUGGACAGAAAACUCCAAGCAAUAACUGUUUCGAACCUGCUGAAGACUAGCUCUAAGCAAGUUGUGUUUCUAGGAUACAUCACUUCAGCUCCUGGAUCCAGAGACUAUACUGAAUUAAUAAAAAAUGGAAAUGUGCAGGAUAUUGACAGUACAGACCAGGACAGAUGGUGUAGCUAUAUUAUGUAUCGUGGAGUAAUAAGGCUGGGUUAUGCCCGCAUAUCUCAUGCUGGUUUAAGUGAUUCAGAAGUCCAGAUGGCCAAAUUUAGAAUCCCAGAUCAUGUGAAUAGCUAUGUUGACAAUGACAGAAUUGUCACUGAUCCCAGCCAGGUUCCUGAAGACAUCCAUUUCAAUCCCAGGUUUGGAUCUUAUAAAGAUGGACAUAAUUAUGUGCCUAUUCAUCACUUUCAUAUGAGCACUCCUAAAUAUUUUAAACAGACAAAUUAGAGCAAGAAAAUAAGAUUAUUAUUCAGACCAACAAGAAAGGUUUGUCGCUUGAAACUGAAUUGACAGCCAAAAAGACUACACUGUUUAAGGAUGAGCAACUGCCAUGCUGCACAACACUGUGAAUGUCUAUGUAAUAGCUGGUGACUGUCUUUGUGAAUGAGCUGCCAUCACUGUGAGGGAGGGAUGGACGCAUUUCGAUAAACUGGUGUAUCCACGUUGGCCAGAUACCUGCUUUGUAUGCAAUAAAGCAUGGGUGGGAACUUGCUUUGGCAACAACUUUUUCAGCUUUUGUGAUGGUAUCAUAUAUCAUGAUGUUUCAGAGUGCUAUUGCUGCUACUGAAAUAAAAAGAUUGACCUUGGGUUUUUCAAAAUAGGACUGGAACUAGUGUAUUUUUUAAUUGGGAGAUAUGCAGUAAGUAUGUGUUUGAAGUGUGCACCUUUUUGACUCAAACAGUAUUUAUAUCUGCUGCUAUUCUAUAUUUUAUUCUUAAAUGAGUUUUAUCACAAUUUGCAGAUAAUUGAUGUUCAUAAUGCUGGAGAAAAAGAGGUGACUUUUAUAGACUUCAUUUUAUUAACUGGACAUUAGACAUGCCAAUGCUUUUACAAAGGGAAGAGUAGAGUACCUCUGAAUAAGGAUGGUUAUGAGACACCCACAUGAACACACUGACAAAGAAUUAAAAACAGUCAUGCUCAACAUAACAAGUUUUCUGAGAAAGGAGAAAAGUUGGUUGUAACUUUUAUUUAAAAUGAACCAUAAUAAAGGGGGAAAAAAGAGCUUUGUUUCUUUGCUAGUGCU